AUGAGUUCUCUUUUUGCCAAAUGCAUGAAUUGUAAUUUAAAAUUUGCCACCAUUAAUUGUUCAGAAUGUAAACCUGGAUAGAUUUAUCAUAUAUGUUAUGAUUGUUAUACAUAAGUCCAUAAUAAAAAAGGUCUAAUUGAUACUCAACAUAAAAUUGAAACUAUAUCAUAUUAAGGUAUCCCAUAAUAUAACAUCAAAUAGAAAUGUAUCUAAAGAAUAAAUCUGCAGUAGGUAUUCGUAAUUAAUAAAUAUAAGUAAUCUAUAUUUAUUUAAAUUGCUAGACUAAAUCUUUAUUAAAAUAGAAACUUUAAUAAUAAUAAAUUCAAUAUCAAUAACCAUAACACUCUGCUAAAAUUUAAUAGUUUAUUUUUUCUCAAAAAGAUGUAAAUUCUUAUAUGGAAAUUAAAAAUAUCUAAAAAAUUAAACCAAAUUCCUCUUAUUUUUAGUAGAAUAAAUUUGAAACACUCUAAUAAUUAACAAAAAUCAAUGUUAUUCGAAGAUAAUAAGAUUAAGAAAUUAAUUCUGUAAUUCAUAAUUUAAGUUAAUAGAAUAACUCUAAAGAUUUAGAAAUUUAGGUUAAAAAUGAAAAAUAAGAUAAUGAAAAAUUAAAGAGUGAAAUACAGUAAACUAAUUAUUAGCAUUGGAAUAUAAAUAAAGUAGUUGAAAAAAGAAUGUAUUUUUACUUAUAAAUAAUUAGAUAAUAAAAUCAAAAGGAUUUGGAAAAAAAGAUUAAUUGUCUAAAGAAUGAAUAUAAUGAGGAUAAAAUGAAAAAUGAAUAAUUGACUGAAAAUGUAUAUUCUCAAAAUAUUUCCACAAGGUUAAAAAAUUGUAAGACAAAUUAAAAAUCUCUGAUUAAUAGUUAAAUGAAAAAUUAGAUUAAUAAAAUAAAUAAUAUGAAUAGUAGUUGAAAUAAUUAGAGUAAGUAAUAGAAAAAUAAAAUAAAAUCAAAGAGUUUGCUUAAUUAUUCUAAAAAUAUAGUAUAUUGGAUAUAUAAGAAAAAAUGGAAGAAAUGGAGAAUGAAAUUAAUUAGAAAAAUAAAUUGAUAAUAUAAAUGUAAAACUAAUUAUAAGAUAAUAAAUAUUGUGAAAAUUUUAAGAUUUAAAUACAAUAAUAAAUUAGAAUAAUAUCAAUAUAAGAUGAAUUACUACACAAUUUUAAAUAGUUAUUAUAAAAUAUGUUAGAUGAGAAAAAAGUUAUGGUUAAUGAACAUAAAAGGUUAACUAAGGAAAAUAAUUAAUUUAGAGAAUUAUUUACUAUAAUUAUUUAGUAAAAUUUAAAUUUAUUUGGAAUAAAUGAAGAUGAUUAGGAAACAGGUGAUGAAACUGGAGUAGAAGAAGAGGAUUAUCAUUAAAAUAAUGAUGAUGAGGAUUGGGAACUUUGA
This is a messenger RNA of Paramecium pentaurelia, 1381 nucleotides long. NCBI's taxonomy places the organism in Eukaryota, Ciliophora, Oligohymenophorea, Peniculida, Parameciidae. The record is from the annotation of a GenBank genome assembly.